This is a messenger RNA of [Torrubiella] hemipterigena, 3979 nucleotides long. The record is from the annotation of a GenBank genome assembly. Lineage: Eukaryota; Fungi; Ascomycota; Sordariomycetes; Hypocreales; Clavicipitaceae.
AUGCCCUCAAUAUUUUCUCGACUGAAAAGAAGGCGCGAGCAGGCGCAUAUGAGCAUCAACGUUGAUGGCCCUUCAGCGCCAGGGCCAGGCGAAUCGCAAGUUGCAACUGAGCUACACGAAUCCAACACUGAGUCUGCCAUUGCGCAACCCGAUCAAGCUCUGCAGAUGACUUCUAUAGAACCAAAUUCAGACGAUUCAACGACAGAAGCCAUGCAGCCCCUUUGGACUCAAGCAUACCUGAAGAUCAAGGUCGAGGACGCGCCACUGAUGGACGAAUAUGAAGACGUUCUUUUAAAGGAACUGCCACAAUCUGUCAACGCGUCUACUAGUGAAGCAGAGCAAUCUAUACCAGAGCAUUGCUAUUUGCAGUGGAUGCGGGAAAUCACCGACCUUGGCCUACGACGGAUGGACGAGAAGACGAUGAAAUACCAUAUUGCGGGUAAUGAAUAUGUCGUUAAAAGGCAGGUUGCUCAAGUCAGCAAUGCUGUACUGAAGUUGAAAUCUUUUAUUGCGGAUGCUGUGAGUUCGUCCCCUGCUGCCUCUGUGGCGGUGGCUGGGAUUAGUAUGCUUCUUCCACUACUCACAAACCCAAGUACUAUGGAUGACGCAAACAAGAGCGGUACGACGUAUGUUAUAUCUAGGAUGCAAUUUUAUAUCGGCAUAGAAGAGCAGUUAUGGCCCAAGUGCGUAACACUGUCUGGAGACUUCCGCAACAAGCUUGAAGACGACCUUAUCAGUCUUUACAGAGCAAUCAUAGUUCUUCAAAUAAAAAGUGUUCUCAGGUUCUACAGAUAUUGGAUCAAAACGACCGCCCGCGAUAUGGCAAGGUGGGAUGACUGGAAAACUAUGCAAGAGGAUGUGAAGGCUGCUGAAGUGGUGGUUGCAACAUACUUUGAUAAGCUUCUACAACUCGACUCUCGCAACUUACUUCACAAGCUUAGCAUACAGGCCGACGACAAUACAAUUUCGUUUCAGGCGAUUCUUUCUAGCGUUAAUGCGAUAGAGAAAGAUAUGCAAAUGGCUCUCCGCCAACAAGAUAAUCAUCAUCGAGAGAAGAUCAUGUUGGUCCUUACCAAAGAGCAGCAGGAUUGCCACCAGGCGUUCAAGACAUCUGUAUACGAAAGACAUAAAAACAUCAAUCCAGAUCGGGUAGAGGGCACCUGCCGGUGGACACUUGAGAAUAAGCACUAUCGCGAGUGGUAUAGCAAUGGCUAUAAUGACCUCCUAUGGGUCUCAGCAGACCCGGGAUGCGGCAAGUCAGUCCUCGCAAAGUCAUUGAUUGACAAGGAUCUAAAUGAGACAUCCGCAUCCGUCUGCUAUUUCUUUUUCAAAGACAAUGAUGAACAAAAUGGCCUAACAACGGCAUUGUGUGCGGUAUUGCAUCAACUGUUUAGUUAUCAGCCUCAUCUUAUACGUCAUGCAUUGUCCGCAUGGCAACAAAACGGCGACAAAAUUCAGCAAGAAGAAGAACAGCUGUGGCGUAUAUUUAUGGCUGCCAUCGCCGAUCCCGCAUUCAAAAAUACAGUGUGUAUAUUUGAUGCUCUUGAUGAGUGCAGGUCAAAUGACAGAGGCUCCUUAAUUAAGAAGCUAGAAAUAUUCUACUCCCAAGCACAUAUAGCACCGAAGCAAGGCUGGCUAAAAUUUCUCGUUACCAGUCGCCCAUAUGACGACAUACAGCGUCAAUUCUAUCAGACUACACAGUCAUUCCCUCACAUUCACAUCCGCGGUGAAGACGAAAAUGCACUAGUUCAUGAAGAAAUUAGCCUAGUGAUCAAGUUGCGGGUAGAUGAGCUUGCCGAUCGUCUGCAGCUAGACUCAGACAUACACGAUCGGCUGGAACAGCAGCUUCUGGCAAUGGAACACCGCACGUACCUUUGGCUGUAUCUAGCCAUGGAUGACAUUGAAACCCAGUUUCGCAACAGCUUGGAGCCUGGCGAAGAAUCUAUUGAGCUAAUCCCGACCUCAGUCGAUGCCGCGUAUACAAAAAUACUGGAGCACGUUGCCACUGAUAAGAAACACGACGUAGAGUUGAUUCUACAAAUUAUUGUCACGGCGCGGCGCCCUCUAACGAUUGAAGAGAUGGCUGUGGCACUCGGCAUUGCGAUGGAUCACCGCUCGCAGUCUAAUAGGAGAUCAGCGCUGCGAUCACAAGGCUUAGCGGAAAAGAUUCGCCAUCUUUGCGGGCUCUUUGUCUUUAUGCAAGAUUCCAGAAUCUACUUGAUACACCAAACUGCGCGAGAGUUUUUACUUCGCAAAGAGAAGGUAUGGUCUUUCACGCAAACCGAUGGGGAUAUCUUGCUGUCCAAGAUCUGUAUUAGCUUUUUGCUACAAGAAGACAGUACAAUUGAGAAAAGCCGAAAGGAUACUGGCUGCGAGUGUUUUCUAGAGUAUGCAGCAGUGUAUUGGGUGGACCAUGCCAGGCAGAUACCAUCACAGAUAGAAGCACAACUUGCAACACAGAUUGAUCAGCUUUACGACGUUAAUACUGGGAUUUUCGCGUUAUGGUGCGAAAUCUACUGGGAUGAAGAAAUAGUAUAUCCAGAACAACCUCAGAACAACAGCAACAUAAUUAUGGCCGCCAUUACUGGACACACACAUACCAUACAAAGAUACAUACAAUGCGACCCAGAGGCUAUCAACACACGGAGCAGUAAUAUCACAUCAGCGCUAUACUGGGCUUCUGUCCAGGGUUAUCUUACUAUUGUCCGACUCCUACUCGAUGAGAGAGUAGAUGUGAAUGCACAGGGUGGCUACUAUGGCAAUGCGCUGCAGGCUGCAUGCUCCGAAGGUUAUAUUGAUAUUGUCCAACUUCUUCUUGAUGAGGGAGCAGAUGUGAAUGUUCAAGGUGGCUAUUAUGGCAACGCGCUGCAGGCUGCAUGCUGCGAAGGUUACGUUGAUAUUGUCCGACUUCUUCUCGAUGAGGGAGCGGAUGUGAAUGUACAAGGUGGCUACUAUGACAAUGCGUUGCAGGCUGCAUGCUCCGAAGGCCAUGCUGAUAUUGUCCGACUCCUACUCGAUGAGGGAGUGGAUGCAAAUGCAGAAGGCGACAAGUAUGGCACUGUGCUUAUACAACGUCUCAGAACGCCUUCUCAUUCAUCGUCCGAUUACCAUCCGACCGAGUAGCAGAAAACUCACGCGCGCUGCAGGAAAUUAUCACUUGAUUGAACAGCAUGGCUGAAAAGGGAGUUGACUCAGACUUCAAGCGAGGCGAAUCCCUCUUUGACAGAUAUUUUGGCGAUACCAAGGUUUCCCCUAGUCCAAGCCUAGGUGCGCUGAGUGCGCCUCCAUAGUACGCUGUGUCGUUCCUGGCGAUCUAGGAACCAUUGGUGGGCUGCUGGUAGAUGAAGAUGCGCGUGUAAUGCGCAAGGAUGCAUCAGCUUUUCGCAGUUCUACCACACACUUUGAAAAACAAAAGUACUUAUGCCGAAAUAAUACCUCACUUACUACAUAUGACCACAGAUACAGGAGAAUUCGGGAUCCCGUCAAGCUCUUGUAUUGAGUUCGACUCCCUCCAAAUAUAGAUGACUUAACCUCCAGUUUCGGCGUUCUGACUUCUGUUUUUGUGUUUUUGGAGGUCAUUAAACCCCAAGAGUCAACUUUUUGUCAUGUUUUAUUUUGAAUAAUAAUUUUGACAGGAUACUUGGUGGGCCAGAAUCCGAGGCAAUACAAGGCUGUAGCUCGGCGAGUCGAGCCCAAGGCUAGGGUAGGUUGUAUUGCUUUUAUAACAUCGCAAGGAGACGGUCAGCUAGGCCCUAUUCAAGAAGAUAGAUAGUAUCAUCGAGGCCAAAUAUAGUCUGAAUAUAUAAUAACACUUAUUUAUUUGUAUUUACUUUUACAUAUUUUACGCUUCCUUUGUACAGUUUAUGUCAACUAUGUAGCACCGUUAAAGGCAAGCUUGUUGACAGUGUCAGCACGGUUAUCGGUAAUGGCAUCCUGAGUAGCCGUCUGAACAAUGUAGUCGCACAGAGCAGGUCCGGCA